This is a messenger RNA of Aquila chrysaetos chrysaetos, 1019 nucleotides long. It is a transcript of the gene SHOX, whose product is annotated as short stature homeobox. The record is from RefSeq and is a predicted model, not a curated record. The transcript has 5 exons. Gene Ontology annotation, cellular component: nucleus. Gene Ontology annotation, molecular function: DNA-binding transcription factor activity, RNA polymerase II-specific; sequence-specific double-stranded DNA binding. The coding region runs from base 108 to 1019 and encodes 303 amino acids. Gene Ontology annotation, biological process: regulation of transcription by RNA polymerase II. NCBI's taxonomy places the organism in Eukaryota, Metazoa, Chordata, Aves, Accipitriformes, Accipitridae.
CUAACCCUAUACAGCCCAUCUUCUACGUGCAAAAACAGCGUGCGGAGGACGGCCACAUCUCCGACCGAAAACAAGUGGAUCUCUGUGGAUAAGAUCACCGGGCAGCCAUGGAAGAACUUACGGCUUUUGUAUCCAAAUCUUUUGACCAGAAAAGCAAAGAGAGCAGCAGCGGCAGUGGCAGCAGCAACAAGAAGGAGACGAUCACGUACAGGGAAGUUUUGGAGAGUGGGUUGGCUCGCUCUAGGGAGCUUGGAAACUCUGACUCUAACCUGCAGGACAUGACCGAGAGCAGCAACCAUUGCCCGGUGCAUCUUUUCAAAGACCACGUAGAGAGCGACAAGGACAAACUGAAGGAGUUCAGCACGGGCAGGACGGCGGAAGGGAUCUACGAGUGCAAAGAGAAGAGGGAAGAUGUGAAGUCAGAAGAUGAAGAUGGACAGACCAAGCUCAAACAAAGGAGAAGCAGAACCAAUUUCACACUAGAGCAGCUGAAUGAGCUGGAAAGACUUUUUGAUGAGACUCACUAUCCGGAUGCCUUCAUGAGGGAGGAACUAAGCCAGAGGCUGGGACUGUCUGAAGCUAGGGUUCAGGUCUGGUUCCAGAACAGGAGAGCAAAGUGCCGAAAGCAGGAAAACCAGAUGCACAAAGGUGUGAUCCUGGGAACCGCCAGCCAUUUAGACGCCUGCAGAGUGGCCCCCUAUGUGAAUAUGGGAGCCCUGAGGAUGCCUUUCCAACAGGUAGUUAGCUGCCGUGUCUCUGCCGCCGCCGCCCAGGUCCAGGCGCAGCUGCAGCUGGAGGGCGUGGCCCACGCGCACCCGCACCUGCACCCGCACCUGGCGGCCCACGCGCCCUACCUGAUGUUCCCGCCGCCGCCCUUCGGGCUGCCCAUCGCCUCCCUGGCCGAGUCCGCCUCCGCCGCCGCCGUGGUGGCCGCCGCCGCCAAGAGCAACAGCAAGAACUCCAGCAUCGCCGACCUGCGGCUGAAGGCCCGCAAGCACGCCGAGGCCCUGGGGCUCUGA